Ctenopharyngodon idella (grass carp) is the source of this 3931-nucleotide messenger RNA. It is a transcript of the gene dhx30, whose product is annotated as DEAH (Asp-Glu-Ala-His) box helicase 30. Bases 36 to 3554 code for a protein of 1172 amino acids. NCBI's taxonomy places the organism in Eukaryota, Metazoa, Chordata, Actinopteri, Cypriniformes, Xenocyprididae. Gene Ontology annotation, cellular component: cytoplasm; nucleus; intracellular anatomical structure. Gene Ontology annotation, molecular function: ATP binding; G-quadruplex RNA binding; DNA helicase activity. The transcript is spliced from 20 exons. The record is from RefSeq and is a predicted model, not a curated record.
UUACGCGUAAAAAGCGACGAAGAAGACAUUUAGACAUGGCGAUGUCCCGUGCAGUACUCAUGCCGGUUCGGGCACUCAUCGCUUUGAGGAGAAAUACUCUUGAAAUUAAUAAAGACAUCUGGUCAAACUGGACUUUUGUAAGUUCGUAUAGGACUAAAACCGGUGUCAUCCAUAAACAUCGCCAUUCUCCGCCGGAAACACUUCACAAAGGUCGUCCUGAUCUUCUCCGAGAGUUUCCUCAACCAAAGAACCUCCUGUACGCCACACUGUCCAAAUCACUGGGUCUGUCUGAUCUGUCCCAGUACAUCCAGUACAGCUGCACUGAUGGAGAAGUCAAGAGAGCAACUGUCACUCUUCAUUGGCCCAUGAGGAUGGAGGCUGAGGGCUUUGGGUCUCGUAAACUGGAAGCAGAGUGUCAAGCAGCAGCUGCAGCUCUUUGUAAACUCAGAGAGCUGGGAGUCCUUGGUCAAGGAAAGCAACCAUCAGUAACAAGUAAGACAAGACAGAAAGGCAGGCAGACAUCUGUCUGGGAAGAUGUGUCUGUCCAUGAGCAUCUUGAAUCUCUGCCUUUCCAGAAGAAAACAUGGAAGGAAAGAGACCAAGGGCCAAUAGAAGAGGAUCCAACAGUGACUGAGGCACUCUCCAUAUUUCCAAAGCCGAGGGCACUUCUUGGUAGUGUCAUUCAGGUGGCCACAUCAUCCAGUAGAGUCAGAGAGCUGCUUCAGUACAGAACUACUGGUGGGAAGGUAAAGACAUGUGAGUUGACCUUACACUGGCCGGAGGAGAUGACCUUUACAGCCCAUGGCCGUCGUAGACUGGAAGCGGAGUCAAAGGCAGCAGCACUGGCUUGUCUCCGGUUUAAGGAACUGAAGCUUCUGGAUGAGCAGAACAACCCUCUGACUCAUGCCAGGUACCAUCAAGAGGAGGUGCGUGAAGCUGGCGAGAGGCACAGGCGACCCUGCCGUAUUGAAAUACCCAAGGAUAUAGAACAGAGGAUUCAAGAGUACCUCUCACAGUAUCCAGUGGAGGCUGAAGUUCAAAAAUUAUGGGAUGAAGAGGAGCAGCUUUCAGUUCAAUCGUCUUCCAUCAAUACAGAUGAUGAUGAUGACGACCUCAUUACAGAUGCUAUUACCAAUAAGCCAUACCGCACUUUGCGCCCCGAGGAGGCAGACAGUCUCAGUGACCACCUUCUCAGCCUGUGGAUGGGGGCGGGGCCUGGACGAGGGGUGGAGCUUCCGGUGGACUCCUAUAAACAGAGCGUGCUUGCGGCAGUGAAAUCAUCACAAGUCAUUGUGAUUGCCGGAGAGACGGGCUGCGGUAAGACCACACGGAUUCCACGGUUCUUGUUGGAGGGGUGCGUUAGGAGUGGAGAGGGGGCGAAAUGCAACAUCCUGGUCACACAGCCUCGUCGGAUUAGUGCUGUGUCUGUGGCACACCGUGUAGCGCAGGAGAUGGGACCUGCUCUCCGCCACUGUGUGGGAUACCAGGUGCGUCUUGAAUCACGCCCACCUGAGCGUAGCGGUGGCGCUCUGCUCUUCCUCACUGUCGGCGUCCUCCUGCGGAAAUUGCAGUCCAACCCCAGUCUCCAGGGCAUCAGCCAUGUAGUAGUUGAUGAGGUCCAUGAGAGAGACGUCAAUACUGACUUGCUUCUGGCCCUGCUGCUCUCAGUCCUGAAAGAGAAUCCAGAGCUGCGAGUGGUUCUGAUGAGCGCGACGGGCGACACUCAGCGGCUGUCUCAGUAUUUUGGCGGCUGCCCAGUGGUGCGUGUGCCUGGAUUCAUGCAUCCAGUGCAGGCGAGGUACCUGGAGGAGGUGAUGACAGAGAUAGGUCGACCGUUACUGGAGAAGAGCAGGGAGAAGAGAAACGGACUGGAAGAAAAUGACGUCGCUCCUGAUCUUGAUCUGGUGGCUGAUGUGAUAGACCAUAUUCACAGAUAUGGAGAGCCAGGUGCUGUGUUGUGUUUCCUCCCAGGAUGGCAAGACAUUAAAGUUGUACAACAGAAACUGGAAGAAAAAGCUGCUUGCAGAUCAGGCUCACAGAUGAUUUUACCGUUGCACUCCAGUAUGGCUGUAGCAGAGCAGCAAGCUGUGUUCCAGCACCCUCCAAAGGGACUGCGAAAGAUCGUGCUGGCCACCAACAUCGCUGAGACGUCCAUCACCAUAGACGACAUUGUGCAUGUGGUAGAUGCCGGCUCUCAGAAAGAACAGAACUACGACCCCAGAACAAAGGUCUCUGGUCUGAACACGGUCUGGAUUUCACAAGCAAACGUUACUCAGCGAAGAGGAAGGGCAGGCCGCUGCCAACCUGGACAUGCCUACCACCUUUUCCCACGAAAACAGCUCGACAGCAUGGACACGUUUCCCAUCCCUGAAAUCCUGCGCACCCCUCUGGAGAGCGUGGUCAUUCAAGCCAAGAUUCACUGUCCAGAUAGCAAAGCUGUGGACUUCCUGUCACAAGUGCUUGACUCCCCAGACAGACAAGCAGUGAAAGUUGCUGUGAAGAACCUAAUGGAAAUUGGUGUGCUGGACGGCUCAGAGAAUCUGACUCCACUGGGACAGCGCGUGGCCUGCAUGUCAUGUGACCCACGGUUGGGGAAAGUCUUGGUUCUCUCGGCUCUGUUUUCUUGUGUUCUUCCCAUUUUGUCUGUGGCAGCCUGUUUGACACGAGAUCCCUUCUAUAACAGCAUGCAGAACCGGGCCCUCGUCUCAAAGGCCAAGACAGCUCUGAGUGGUUCCAGCUGCAGUGAUUAUCUGGUCUUCAGUCGUGUUGUUCAGAGCUGGAAAGAGCAACAAGGCAAGGAGAGUAAACAGGAGUUUCUGGACAAAUAUACUCUGUCCGGAGCCAGUCUGCGGUUUAUACAUGGCCUGAUGCAACAGUUCAGUGAAAAUUUGGCUGAUGCUGGACUGGUGGAACAUUCUGCUGAAUGUCUGCGUCUCUCCUCUCAUCUGAACCAGCACAGUCAGCAGGAGCAGCUCCUUAAAGCAGUGCUGGUUGCGGGCCUUUAUCCUAACCUCAUACAGGUGAAAAGAGGCACAGUAACAAAAGGUGGAAGAUUCCGGCCAGAAAAUCUUUCCUACCGUACAGAAAGCACCCCUGUGCUGUUGCACCGCUCCUCUGUCAACAGGGGAAAUCAGAGUAUCUCGAGUCGCUGGCUCACGUUCUUCUCUGCUAUGAAAUCAAAUGGUCAAGUCUUCAUUAGAGACUCUUCAGUGGUUCAUCCACUCGCUUUGUUGCUCCUGACAGACUGUGACCUCAGCGAAAGAGUUCUUGGAGAUCGUGUAGAGGUGGCAUUACCAGGUCAUACACUCAUACGAUGGGAGUUUUCUCCUCACGUCUGGGAGUUACUGUGGGACCUGCGCACUUCCCUACAGGCCAUGAUCCACCGCAAUCUUCGACCGUCUGAAUGUGAAUCCAACUCCAGCUUAGACAGCUGGAAGGACACUAAGCUUAUUGGCUUAUUAGUCGACCUUCUGAAUAACACAGAUUCAGAAGCUAGCAGUGAUCAGGAUGACUUCAACAACAGCACAGACAAUGUCAAGGCUGAUGGUUUUUAAUGUACACAUAUGUCUGUGGUACUGUAAAUUCAUUGAUGUUUUUCCAUUCCAGCCAAACAGCUGAAGACAGUCUGGGUAAAGAUUGUGUAGUAUGGAUCAAACUCUCUCCUGUCAGAACACAAUCAUACAUGUCUGGGGCAUGUUGACUCAAACUGCUUAAAUUGCACUAAUUAAAAGUAAUUUAUUUAAGUUAAAAGAACAGUGAUAUUUUUUCACUAGUAUACUAUGUAAAACAUUUUUGCACAAACAUAUUUCAUGGAGAAUAAAAUCUGAAUGUUUGAGAGACAAAUACUUGUAGAAUUGUGUCUAAGGGUGUAUGAAAACCACUGUAAUACUAAAAUAAUGUCAAUUAAAGCAAUGAAAGAUGUAAGGUACAA